CAGGUCUAUUUUCAGUUUUGCCAGAAUGAUAUUUUUCACGCAUGUGCACAGGCUGUUUUUAGACAAUUAAGGUACUUGGAUUGAGGGACAAAAAAUUUCACUUGAAGGUAAUAUCAAGAAUCUGGAAUGUCUACCCACGGACGGUAAAUUUCAGAGACCCUAAGGAUUUAAUGAGACAUGGCCCUUAAACACCAAGAAUCCGAGCUGGGAGUCCGCUGUCUUCAUGCUGACAUGAUUUUAGAACUAGACGGUUAUAUCCACCCUUCACUGUCUGAAAAGUGGGAGAAAUUCAAAACAAAGUUAUCUAUUUAUUUAAUGCCCGCGGAAGUAGAGGCGGCAAGCAAAAACAUGUCUACUGCAAUUCAGAUCCUUAGACAGAAAGGACUUGUCAGGUUGGGAGAGUACAAGAACCUUCGACAGAUUGUGGGUGAUAUAGAUGACAUGACUUUACCUAUCAUUGACAAUUGUACUCAACAAAUUGCUGCGAUUAGAGCCAACCAGGACCCAACCAGUCCUCCAGGAGGGCAACCACUUGUUCACCCCGUGCAGGAAGAAGGAGAGCCAGGUCAACCAGAUGUUAUCCAGCCAACUGGGCUACAAGCGACGCCUGAUCAGGAACUGCUUCAGGUCCAUGAACCAGAAGGAGCAUUUGAUCCGCCACUUUACCAAGCGGAAGUAAAUCACAUAAAUCUGGGAGGUAAUGAAUUUAAUCUUGAUAAUUACUUGCCUGAUGCAGCUGAGAUAGACUUCCAAGGAGAUGCCCAUUUAGGAGCUCCUGGUGCAGAUGCUGGACCGAGAGGACAUGAUCAGGGAGUCAAUGGAGGUGAAGGUAUGGCGAAUCUAGAAGGAACACUAGGUGAGGAAGUUAAACAAGUUGACUUGAACCGACAGACUAUCCUCGAAAGUUUCAUGGAUAUAUAUAAGGACGAGUCGAUAGUAAGAAAACGGUUGAAUGUAAGAUUUGAAGGUGAAAUGGGUUUGGACACAGGUGGCCUGACAAAGGAUGCAUUCUCUACCUUUUGGGACAAAGCGUUCAAAGAAUAUUUCAAGGGAGAGAACUCUCUUGUUCCAUUCAUGCCAGUCAGUAGAUUUGCAGAGGCUCAGACUGUUUACCCUAUUCUAGGGCGGAUUCUUAGUCAUGGUGUGGCUCUGACCGGAACCUUCCCUAUCCGGCUCUCUAGGUGUAUGCUGUUUACAAUGAUCAACAGUAAUGUAACUGAAGAUGAAGAAUCUAUUCUGAAGGAUGUCUUACUGUUCCUCACACCAAACGAGAGAAUGCUGACUAGAAGAGGAUUAACUGAUUUUGACAACCUAACAGAAAGAGAGGUCAACACACUGAUGGAUAUGUUUACUCGAUAUUCUCUUGGUGUUCAACCCAGAAAGGAAACAUUUCGACAAAAUGUUGUGAACCUGGGAGGAAAAGAGUUAUGUGCUAAAGGCAUGAUGUUCACAACAUGGAUGAAAUCUGGAAUACCACGUGAACACUUGGAAAUCUUUUGGAAUCGAUUGACCAUGGAGGAGUUAAACCAUAUUUACAGAAAGCUGGAACCUACGCCUCCAAAAGUCAUAGACCUGUUGGUGGCAAGCGAACAAUAUAUACGGGAAGAAGAAAAUCAAGCAUUUUAUUUCUUGACUGAUUUCAUAUCUAGUUUGAAUCCAGAGGACCUUGCACACUUCUUGUUAUUUGUCACAGGUUCAGACGUCCUCCCACUGGAAAGAUCUAUUAAUGUUGUCUUUAGCCGAACGGAAGGUCUGCGUAUGCAUCCUGUUGCCCACACAUGUGGCAAUACGCUGGAGCUUCCAGUGGGAUAUAGCUCGUCUCAGGAGUUACGUCGUGACUUCAUGGCCAUCCUUAACGAUCCUGAGUCUUACAGCAUGAACAUUUUAUAAACAUUAGUUACGUGUCUAUUUGGGACAAAGUCUAUUACCUAAAAUGGCAGCAUCACUUAUAAUAGUAAGUUGGUCUGGUUAGCAGUCCCUGGCUUCUCCAAUCCUUUCACGUGGCAGAACAGGGAUGACGGUAUCAUUUCCUGUCAAAUAUAUAUGUUUGUUGUGGCAUUCAUGGCGAUUGCUAAAGUUAAAGAACUACUUCAAGAACUGUAAUAAUAGAGUGUGAUAUAAGUUCUGAAUUCAUCAUAGAUUACUUUCGACUUUAUGCAGGAUAUUUACAUAUCAGGAUAGUACUAUUUAGUUAUAGCCUUUUGAUAAGGUCGCUACAUGAUUUUAUUAACCUGAAAAAAAUGUAUAUCAACCGAGGUCGACGUUUUUUUCCUGAUUAAAAAACCAUAUAUUAACCGAAAUAAAAAGGUGUAAUGGUUAUAUUAUUAAAUGACUUUUGAUAUUUAAUUUUUAUGCAGUGAAUGCAAGUUACACUUGUAUAUGCAAUGAUAGGGAUCGAUUUGUGAAACAUUUGUAAAUAAUUCAUUAUAUAUUUUAAAGACGACACAAUCAAAAGUAAAUUAUUUCAUUAAAAUGCAUUCAUUACACUGAUUCUUAUGGUUAUGGAAUAUUCUAAUAAUCAAAGUUAUUCCUUCUCAAGUUUCAAAUAAUAUACAAUAUAUUUUACGCUGUUUGACAAUAACAAAGUGAUUCAAAAUUAAUCUAUUUUUAGAAACAUAGUCAAACAGCAUUUUUACCGGGUUUUUUUUCACGGCCGUCACUAAGACGUUUUACCGGGAAUCACGUGGCACUAUUUUAGCCAAUCAGAGAUUGUAAAAGAUAUGAUUUUAUAGUAAUACCAAGUGAAGGUAAUAAGUAACCAAUAUGUUUAAGAACAACCAGUCGACAAGUAUUUUUAUCAGCUUUUAUCGGGAAUCACGUGAUACUAUUUCAGCAAAUCAGAAAGUGAGAAAAAUAUGAUUUUAUGUUAAACCAAAAUACUAACUUAUUGUAUAUACUUGAUGAUAUACCGUUAAUGUAAAAUAUCACAUGAUCGGAGGCAUUUAUUUCAGCCUUAAUAGUAUCGAGUUAUUGAUAUGAUAGCCUGAUAAAAAUUGCAUCUAAACCGAUCCUAUCAUCUUAGUUCCGUUUGGACACUAUGGCCUAACAAAAAAUUCGCUGUGUAAUUACUUAAUUUCAAAAACGUCUUUUCAUAAAAAAAAUACAUGGUAAAUAGAGAGAAAUACCAA
This is a messenger RNA of Pecten maximus, 3128 nucleotides long. Its product is annotated as E3 ubiquitin-protein ligase TOM1-like. Lineage: Eukaryota; Metazoa; Mollusca; Bivalvia; Pectinida; Pectinidae. Bases 178 to 1890 code for a protein of 570 amino acids. Gene Ontology annotation, molecular function: ubiquitin-protein transferase activity. The transcript has 10 exons. Gene Ontology annotation, biological process: protein polyubiquitination; positive regulation of protein catabolic process; proteasome-mediated ubiquitin-dependent protein catabolic process. The record is from RefSeq and is a predicted model, not a curated record.